Cylicocyclus nassatus is the source of this 1090-nucleotide messenger RNA. NCBI's taxonomy places the organism in Eukaryota, Metazoa, Nematoda, Chromadorea, Rhabditida, Strongylidae. The record is from the annotation of a GenBank genome assembly.
AUGGUGCGCUCGGCCAGUGCGGCGGCUGAUAAGCGAUGUUUACGCGCAAUAGAACGACGGCACUGCAGAGUACAGGUCACGCUUAUUCGGCUCUACUCGAUCGUUGCACAUCCGGACGACCAUGAACGGUCCGUCUCCGAUGGCGACGUCGAGUUGGAGAAGAAGCGGCGGAAGACCCGUCGACGUCGUGCCAACAAGAAUCGCUUCAAGCCGUACCAUUCCCUGAGCCCGGAAGAGAAGAUGGCGCUCGAUGCUGCUGAAACUGCCAGAUCGGAGCGUAGGACACGAGAACGCAUGGCUAGUGGAAAACCUAUGGCUCCGAGUAAUACUACGCAGUUUCUAUUGGAGGACAGAGAAGCACGCGCAGGACAAGGAUUGGAGGUAGAAUUGGCGCAUGAAGCGAACGAAAGGCGGCGUGUGAGGUCCAUCAGCGUUUCGAGCGAGUUUAUGGCUGCAAGCGAAGGAGCUUCGUCGAGUGGAGACAGUGAAACAGACAAGGAAAUGGAUCGAGAGUUUGAGGCCGAAUUCGAAGAGUACACAAUGGAUCGCCUUUCUAGGCUAAGCAAGGACGAGAUGACAAAAGAAAUCUUGGACAAAGAGAAGAAUGCAGAAGUUUAUCAAGAGAAUAUGUCCAGAAUGCUGAAGGAGAACCAGCGGUUGAGGAAAAUGUUACAAGAUAAUGGCAUUGCCGUUGAUCAUAACCAGACCUCACAACCAGUUGUAUAGCACCCACCCCACCUUCUCUCUACUUAGGUGAUCUGGUUAGGCUGUCCCGUGAUUAAGUUUUCAUCCUGAUUUGCACGCGGGAUGGGGCACAAGGUGCCGAUCUCUCAGGCGCGGUAGCCCUCUUUUAGCUCUUUUUUUUUUCGUUAUGCCCAUUAGAAAAUGAUUUUUUUAUCUCUCAGAGCGGGUUAUCGCGUUUGGCGCUUUCUCAACCAUUCCUCAGGAUAAUGCUGUAGCUUCGGGUCCUAAUUUGGUCGGGUGGGGUUCGCGUAUAUGUAUGUUUCGUUAUCCUCGCAUCAUAUUCUGUACAUUUGCUAUGGGUCUUAUAUGCUUUUUUUUGCACUUGCCUGUUCUUGUUGUCUUGGUU